Postia placenta MAD-698-R-SB12 is the source of this 1275-nucleotide messenger RNA. RefSeq lists its product as hypothetical. Bases 1 to 1275 code for a protein of 424 amino acids. Gene Ontology annotation, biological process: L-leucine catabolic process. The record is from RefSeq and is a predicted model, not a curated record. Gene Ontology annotation, molecular function: flavin adenine dinucleotide binding; 3-methylbutanoyl-CoA dehydrogenase activity. Lineage: Eukaryota; Fungi; Basidiomycota; Agaricomycetes; Polyporales; Adustoporiaceae. The transcript has 10 exons.
AUGAACUUGCCGUGGGCUUGCCUGCGCUCCUCCAUCCGCACACUGACGCGCCCUCGACGUGCUGCGCCGGGCACGCUUCAGAUACAAAGCAGGAAUGUGUCGCAUUACAACGUGGAUGUUGCAGGUCUGACGGCGGAACAAGCCGAGUUCAGGGAUGCAGUGGCAGAGUUUGCACAGCGCGAGGUUGCCCCGCGGGCUGCUGAAAUCGACAGGAGUAAUAAUUUCCCGUCUGAUCUCUGGGAGAAGCUGGGCUCUAUGGGUCUGCUUGGGAUCACGGUGUCGCCCCAGUAUGGCGGUCUCUCUCUAGGCUACUUCAACCACACGCUCGCGAUGGAGGAGCUCUCACGGGCGUCGGGGUCGGUAGCCUUGUCGUACGGCGCACAUUCGAACCUUUGCGUGAAUCAGAUUCACCGAUGGGGCACCGACGCGCAGAAGGAGAAGUACCUCCCCGACCUCAUCGCAGGGAAGAAAGUCGGCAGCCUCGCGAUGAGCGAGCCUGGGAGCGGGAGCGACGUGGUCAGCAUGAAGCUGCGCGCUGAGAAGGUCGAUGGCGGAUACAAGUUGAACGGGAAUAAGUUCUGGAUCACGAAUGGGCCCACCGCGUCAACGCUCGUGGUCUACGCAAAGACGUCGCCGGACAAGGGCUCGCGCGGGAUUACCGCGUUCAUCAUCGAGAGCGGCUUCGCGGGGUUCUCGACGCACCAGAAGCUGGACAAGCUGGGCAUGCGCGGGAGCGACACGUGCGAGCUCGUCUUUGAGGACUGCUUUGUGCCCGAGGAAAGUGUGCUCGGCCCUGUCGACGGUGGCGCGAAGGUGCUCAUGUCCGGGCUGGACCUGGAGCGAUUGGUCCUCAGUGGCGGCCCGCUCGGUCUGAUGCAAGCGGCAUUUGACUACGCGGUGGAGUAUGUCCACGAGCGCAAGCAGUUUGGCCAGCCAGUGGGGACGUUCCAGCUGAUGCAAGCCAAAAUCGCGGACAUGUACACAAAGCUCAACGCGUCGCGGUCAUAUGUGUACGCCGUUGCCAAGGCGUGCGACGCAGGGAAGGUCAGCCGGCGGGACUGUGCGGGUGCGAUCCUUUAUUCGUCUGACCGCGCUGUCGAGGUCACCAUCGACGCGAUGCAAUGUCUAGGUGGCAAUGGGUAUACUAAUGAGUACCCCAUUGGCCGGUUCCUGCGGGACGCGCGCUUGUAUUGCGUCGGUGCGGGAACGCAGGAGAUCCGGCGGAUGCUCAUUGGGCGCGAGUUUAACGAUGAGUUCAAGCGCCGUUCUUCUUGA